Molecule: messenger RNA, 965 nt
Organism: Emiliania huxleyi CCMP1516
Lineage: Eukaryota; Haptophyta; Isochrysidales; Noelaerhabdaceae
Exons: 5
Coding region: 19-957 (312 amino acids)
Source: RefSeq, a predicted model, not a curated record
CCAGCGCCAGCAGACCCGAUGCUCUAUGCCGACAAGAGAGCGCUCGAGACCAACCUGAAGGUCAACCUGCUCGCGAUUCGUGAAAAGGAGCUCAACUACUACACGCAGAACUGCCAGGCCGUGGGGACGCAGGCGGCGCUGCUCGCGGGGUUCGCGUACUCGGGCCUCACCCAGGUGGCCAUCCCGCACGACCGCGCGUACGCGCUGCGAAUCGCGUACCUCCUCGUGACGACGACGGCGAUGUGCUUUGAGCUGAUCGCGGUGCUGAACACGACGCUGCUCUCGAUGAUGGGGCCGGGGCUGGCGCUGCGCGGUCCGGACGGCUCGAUGCACCCCGCCGUCGACGGGAUGAUGACCGAGUACCGCACCGCCUACUACUGCUUUGUGCUCGGCCUCGUCUUUUUCCACUUUUCGGCCGCCCUCUUCUCGUGGCUCAUCUACGUGCACUGGUCGGUCUCGACGAUGGUCACGCUCUGCAUAUGCGGCUCGCUCUUGCUGCUGACGCGCUACGCGAAGCGCGUCUACCUGCGCUUCCGCCUCCCUGCAGAGAUGGCGCCUUCGAGGCGAGCGACGUGGCCGCCGCCGCCGGGCCCGUCGUCCAGCGGGGCGACGCCGCGAGCGGGUACGUGUCGCGCGAGCAGGCGCAGCUCAUUGCGAGCAGCAAUCAGUGACUCGAGGGGGGGGGGGAGGGGAAGGAGGGACCGGUACAGUGCCGCCCAUGUCCAGUACGUUUGUCUGUCCUGCGCGGCGCGGGGCCCGCGCUUCUCGCGGGCGCCGCCUCUUUCGUGUCGCUCGCUCCCCACUGUGUGUGUGCUGCGUGUGGGUCUCUCUGGUUCCUCUCCUCGCACCUCGGCUGGCAGAGGAGCCACAGAGAUGAGGGAAGACACGACGUUGUAUAGCUGCGUGAGGAGCUGCGUGUGUAGGCAUGCUGUGUUUUGUUACGGGCGCACACGGUGAAUGCGGAU